Toxorhynchites rutilus septentrionalis is the source of this 13000-nucleotide messenger RNA. It is a transcript of the gene dpr12, whose product is annotated as zwei Ig domain protein zig-8. The transcript has 8 exons. Gene Ontology annotation, cellular component: neuron projection membrane. Lineage: Eukaryota; Metazoa; Arthropoda; Insecta; Diptera; Culicidae. Gene Ontology annotation, biological process: synapse organization. The record is from RefSeq and is a predicted model, not a curated record. The coding region runs from base 2695 to 3717 and encodes 340 amino acids.
UUACGGAAAAUCAUCCUCGAGGAAGAUUUCCAGUAGAUUUCACCGUGGCGUGCGGUUCAACACGACCCCGUUCUGUGUAUGUAGUGCGCGUUUAGGAUUGUGCAUUUUCCACCGCUGUUGGGUGUACUUUUGGAAAAAGAUUCCUGCACAGGCAAGGAUAAUUCCGGCCGGGAGUGGGUCGGACGGACGGACAACCGGACGCGGUGUGUUUUGAGUGAUUCCAGGUGCGUAAUAAUUCCGCGAAAAGACCGGAAUCGAUUGGUGGUGCGUCUCCAGCAAGGAUAUAGCCUCCGUGUCCAGAGAUCCGCACGGGGACGAGAGGGUGAAGAGUGAAAAUACUGAAAUAUUCACUGCAGCUGGAGGAGCAGAAACAGGAAACGAAAAAAAAACACGAAUAGUGAUAUAUAUUCACCCAGCACCCGAAGAGUGCGAAAAUCGAUUUAGUCCUUCGACUUUCUGGGGCUACCGCCUGCCUCAGUCGGACCAAUAGGAAUGUGUGCUAAUGAAUGAAUUGAAAUUGGUGAAUAUUUGUUUGCAGUUGUGGGAUUCGUGACCUACGGCCGAACGCUGGAGUGAAGGCAGUCAAUCACGAAAGCAACAAAUCGUGAAAACGGGUGUUAUUGUUGUGUUGAUUGUGUCCGAGGUCCCUUUUCCGAGAAGUGAUGUUCGCGUGUGAAACGCUGGGACGAAUGACCAGCGCCGGAAUGGAAACGAAUGUGUAAAACAUGUUUACAAUUUUAUGAUGGUUUAGACGAUGGAAUGAAAUUAUAAUAAGCACGUAAACAGCCCAAGGGUCGUUGAUACCGGCGACUGUAACAGAGGAAAUAUAAUCAAUGAUCGUGACCUUCGGUGUGGAAAGCCGAUGAUCGUUGCAAAUAUCAGUAAAUAGUGGAUUUGUUUUUGUCGUAUUUCGUGUUUGUGACAGAAAAAAAUCAAGCGAAACGGUGUGAAUAAAAUUGAAACAUUUGUUCAAUCGAAUUAUAUCAAUUCGAUCAAUUAGUGUCAAAUGAAAUAAUGACUCUACCGAAACCACAACUAUAUAGAGUCCACUUUCAGCGCUAACGAGCUUUUGAGAAAGCAGCAGAACUCAAUCGACAGCGUGAGUUGAACAAUUGGCCGAACAUCGCACCACCUACGAACAGAAAAGGAUCCCACGAACCCGCCAGACAAGGGGAUGAUGAAAUUUCUUCCUCUGCGUGGCGGCGGAUUCUGAGCCCUGCUGCCUCUGUUCGGUCCGGUCAAUAAGUCAAGAGCGGCAAGUGUCGAAAUAUGUGCUCCUUCUCCAUCCAGCAGUGAGUGCCAAAUCCUCGCCGGAAAUCCAUGGCACAGCUGCUUUUUUUUUCUUCUUUUUGACGAGGCCAAAGAAAGAAAGUGAAAGCGCUCUAGCCUCGCGCGUUCGUGCCAUAAAUUGAUGCUGUUUAGUGCGGCAAAAUUUCCAAUUUUAUGACGGUGCCGCAGUUUUAGUGGUUCCCGUGCUCCUUGCCCAACUUGUGUGUGUGUUUGUGUUCGUGUGUUUUUUUUUUGUUUGGGCGUCAAUAUAUUUGAUUUUCCCACAAAAAGCGAAGGUCGUCCCAAAAACAAGGCCAAAAGGUUCUUUUACGAUGCAGCGCGGACGUUUCGUGAGGCCGGGCCAAAGCGAAUAUAAAUAUCGAUAGAGGCGAAAAAUUGGGCAACAGGAAGAGCAAUCGAUACGUGUUUAAAAUUCAGCCGACGGUUUGCAGAGCAUUAACAACUGUCUGCGAAUGAAGAGAAGAUUAUUGUUUUUGUAUUAACACCUGUUCAAAUUGUACGUGGUUCGAGGCGACGGAUAAUCGGAAAAAUUCGAGGCUCGGGAAGGUGUGAAAGUACUCCGGAAAAUCAGCGCUUACGUUGGCACUAACCGAACAUCAAGCACCAGCCUCUUCGAAUCGUCCGAAGGAAAAUCCUCCCGAUAGCGUUAUCUCAACGACGCAGACCCCGGUCCCGUUUCCCCCUUGGCCGUUACAUUGUAACACAAUGGCAAACUUGGAAGCAAUUGAUUUAAAUGGUGUAAUGAAAAUUAGCUGAAUGGUGGUGGCUAGGUGUAUCCGUUGAGGGUGCGCGGUCCGCGCGGAUAGUUGGAACAAAGUUUUCGCACCCUCCUCCCUCCCGGUGGGCCAGAGGGUGUGGGUGCCUCGCGUAAUCCACCGUGGAUAGAAAGAGAGUGACAGCAGUGAUGGCAUAACGAUAACGUCACCCGGGAAUGUUCAACCGUUACGAAAGUGCGCCACCAGCUGUCCGAACUAAUUUUUCCCGCUGCUAGCGGUGUGGCCGUGCUUUCGAAAAAAGGGAGAGACCCGUGGGAAUUGUGCCACGGCACCAAGAGGAGCGAGUUUCUAGGAAAAGUUUUCCACGUUGCUCUUUUGUCGAAUCACCUAUAGAGACCGCAGGCAUUCGACGCUCGCAGUGGAGGACGCUAGGUUACCCCGCUAGUCAAAUAAUGUGAUAAUUGGAGGGGUUCGGUAAAAGUUUCUAGCGUGAAAUAGAUUGACAAAGGCUAACAAUUACACGAAGACAGAAAGAAAUUGCUAGGUUGUGAGUUUUCGACCGGGAACGAGCAGUCGACGGUUGGCAUUUGGUGACAAGUGGAACAGAAACAAAAGGUCAAGUCAAUUUUCGGAGGAAAAAUUCUUAUUAAAAGUUACGACCAAAGUUGAACAAACGCAUUAACGCACCAUGUCAGCAAUGAUGAUGGAGUUAAAAUUGAUUAUCCUCUGCCUGCCAUCUAUUCUGCUCGCCACCAACUUAGCACCAGAUAACAAAUCAAUACUCGCCAACACAGACUGGAAAAAGCUGUGGCUGGAGACGGGCCAACUCGGUGGCAGUGGCGGAACGAGCAGUAGUGGAAGUGGGGCUGGAAUUAGUGCCGGCAUUGGCAGCCCUCGAACGGAUAAUCAUCUCGACAGUAGCGAUUCCACGUUGCUUGACGAUGGCGAGAUGAUGGCACACAACACAACCGUCCAGCUGGGCGGCGUGGCGUUCCUGGUCUGCAAGGUGGCCGGCGUGGACAGAGUGGGUGUACAUUGGAAUCAGAUUUCGUGGAUCCGACGGCGGGACUGGCACAUCCUGACGUCCGGUGCGCAGAUGUACACCAACGACGAGCGAUUCGCCAUUCUACAUACGCCCGGCUCCAACACCUGGACGCUGCAGAUCAAGUUCGUGCAACGAAGAGAUCACGGAACCUACGAGUGUCAGGUAUCAACGCCAACCGGUGUUAUUUCGCAUUUCGUAAACCUACAAGUGGUGGUUCCCGAAGCGUUCAUUCUCGGUUCCGGAGAGCUGCACGUGGAUAUGGGAUCAACAAUCAAUUUAGUUUGCAUAAUUGAGAAGAGUCCACAGCCGCCACAGUAUGUGUACUGGCAGCGGAACGACCGAAUGAUCAACUACGACGAUUCGCGGCGAGACAUCUCGAUCGAAACGGUGCCCGGCCCGCGGACCCAGAGCCGGCUCAUCAUCCGGGAGCCCCAGAUCAACGAUUCCGGCAAUUACACCUGCUCGGCCAGCAACACCGAGCCGGCGAGUAUAUACGUGUUCGUGUCCAAAGGUGACAACACAGCGGCGAUAUCGCGUCGGAAAACAAGCGGUGCCGGUGCCACAAUCGCGGUCACCAUGCACCUUUCCUCACUCCUGCUGGACUGCCUAUUCCUGGUGCCCGGAGUGAUAGCGUCCUUCUUGCUGACGGCCCGGUAUCAGGCCUGAAUGUGAGCGAGUGUGCGUAUCAAAGCAUCAGCAGCAGCAGCAUCUUUCGCUCCCACACGAUGUCACACAGCAGCAAGUAAAACCCCCACAACAACACGGGCGCUAGUUGUUGCACAACCGUUUUGUAAGGUAGGACAACAGCACGAGAGCAGAGGGAGGAAGUAAUAUCGCCGAGGCGCGAGAUGCGCGUUUCACACAGGGAUAAAUAAUAGGCUUUAGGCCCAUUACCACAUCGCAGGAAUUUCGAGGAGAAUGAAAGUCCCGAAAAGUUUUGGGUUCCGUUGUAUAUAUACUUUCAGAGCAGCUUCUCCUCCGUCGCGGGAACGGGAACAACACAAAGAAAAGAAAACGAUAAGCUAGGAUAAUUUUCUCCCUCCCGCACGGGUAUCCUCCGAUCGGGAGCUCGUUGUGUUUGCUACAAUAACGACGCCGAGCCGAGCGGAGCAAAAUAUAAAUGUUCCGUUUAGGAUACUACGGAAGCGGAAAUUAAAUCUAAAAGUGCAAUGUGAACGUUACAACCGAAAGAGGAAGAAGCUACCGUUAUUUUUUUGUGUGUAAAAUAGUAUUCAAAUUUGCCUUCUAGGAGAAGGCACUAACUAACCUUAACACAGAAUCACAACGGGCAGAGAAAAAAAACGCCCAAAGCAAAACGAAAGGUUCGUUAGACUAGAAUAAUUAAAAUCCAGUAAUAAUUAAAUUCAAUACUGCAGCAGUAGCGAACUCUAUAGUAAAAAAGGUUCGCGAAACAGAAGUUUGGCGGGACAGUAAUAACCGCUCGAUUGAGUUUAGUUUACAUAAAGGUUUUUGACCCAUUUCAUAAUUUGCCGAACGUGUGUUGUCAGGUGGACAUAAAAUCAGUUGUUUUCACGGGAAACGGGAAAAUACACGUUCGAUAGUGGGAACAAGUAACCAGCAGAAAGUCGACAGCAGCAGUUCAGAGCUUACACAUAAAAAUGAGGAAACACGAGAAAAACGAUUUAUUGGAAGACCGAAUGAAGCAAAAAAGGAAAUAUGACCGAGUUACGUUAUCGAUUAUGAAUUAAUCAGCAGAGUGAGAAAGAGCGAACGAACGAACAAGUAUUGCGCGGCUGAUUGAAAACCAGGCCAUCAGAAUGUUAGCUAAAUAAAAUUGUAAAUAAAAAUUCACUGUUGGAAACAAAACUAAAAGAAUCAACUAAGAGAAAAAGAGAAAAUACUAACAGUCAUGCAUGCGGUGGAGGACAUCAAAUAUUCAUAGGUUUGGAGGUUAACAAACACAACCAUUCUUUCGGAAAACGAUAGCCACAAUACCCAGAAUCCAGUGGAACUCUGUCGAGAUAUGAUGUGGAAAAAAAAAAAGAAUUCGUAGCGGAUGAACUCUUUCAUUGACAUAAUACAGAUUUGUUUAUAGCGAAUUCGUUUUUAAAACUGAGUCAGUACCAAACUGACUCUGUAAUAAAAAAACAUUUUCAGUUUCACGAAUGCGGUGGUUUGUUGGUGUGCGUUAUAUAGUCUGAUUUGUUUAUAUUUGCGACGACAAAUGUACAGUGUCGACGUCUGGUGGCGAUAUUAGUGCUUGGGAGGUAAAUUAUUCUCCAUCAGAUCAGAAGGGCCAAGUGCAGUGUAAAAAUAUAAAAGUCUGAAUGAACAUUUUUACUUCAUAUUGUUUGAUUACCUAACACAUGUAGUUCUGACACUCACUUAACCAUUUGUCGAUGCAUUUCCUGUUUGUUCCACAAAAAAAUACUAUUAUAAUAUAAAAUCGUCAUUAGACACAGUUUUUGUUCAAUAUGCUGCUGCGGAAUCGGAAAAAACCUCUUAUUUCAUCACAUAGAAUAAAUAUUCGAUACGUUAAGGUAAAUUUUGAUUCAUAAUUUUGAUUUUGAAAGCAUGUUUAUUCCACCUAGAUAUCCAUCAUUAUUUUCGCCUCCCAAUGAAAGCACACGAAGCUUAAUGCCGUCUACUCGAAUAUACUCUUCAAAAUCAGAAUCCGAAUUGGAUUACGAUUCCAAUAAUACAAAAGUAAAAGCGCAGGUUUUCCAUUUUCAUAGUCUUUAUUUUUAGAUUUUCCAAAACAAUACUCGGAACUUGACAGUUCAGUAUAGUUGUAUUGGUGAACCCGUGUGCCAACCCGUGAAACAUCUCAGUGCGAAACUAAACGCUUUCGGGGCGACACUGAGUGCAUGAAAAAACGUUUUGACAGCAGUUAGUGCGGCGCAAGGCGCCUCUAUAUAUACCAGGUGAAACAAUCAUAUGAAAUGCACUUUCAGCCAUAUUGGAAUUGCUGUCGGUAUUGUUUACAAACAGCUCUGAUAAAAAUCUCUACCCGGUCGGAAGAACAGGAAAAUCAUCAUAAGGCUGCCGGUGACCCUCUACAACCUGCUACGACGCUUAUUCGAACGAUGCCUAAUAUGUUCGGCUUUCGCGAGUUUAUGUGAAAAAGAAGGGAUGAUUUUGUAGAAUUUCAUUCUUAUCCAGUUCAUCCACUACUCUCGCAUGUGAAAAUGCAAAAAUGGCGUACCCUAGCAAUAACAAAACAAACAACCCCCGCUCCACAAACCGUAAUCCCCUUCUUAUUGAAGUGAUGAUGUUGCUUCACCUGUUAUACAUUUAUACAAGCGCCUUGGUGCGGCGCUGGGGUUGAAACUGAACAAAAACGAAUUCGCUAUUAGAUAAAAAUAACCAUUUCGUGUCUAGAUGCUCUUAUAUUUCAAUCUACUUUGAGUGAUAUAUCUAAUGUUUCGAAGUUUCACUCAGAUCGAAAAGAUGGAAUUCCAUACCGAUGUACAACCUCCUAAUCUAUAUAAAUAAAAAUGUAAGGCAAAAUCUGUUGGUAAGCGGAAAACCCGAAAAGGGGUGGUCUGAUUUUAGCCUUCUUUAUUUUGUUGUAUUCGUCUCUUCCCGUAGAUCAAUAUAGUGGAGAGAAAAAUCGGAAAAUUUUCGGAAAAUCCUGAACGAAGGUCGGAAAAUUCGGAAAAUUGAAUUCCCACAUGUUCGCAAAAUUACGUCAUAAUAAGCGUUGUUAAUCCAUUCGAUAUUUGCGCUAUCGAAGUUGAUCUUUGUUUGUAAGUAGAAAUGGAUUUUCAGGCGAAAUAACGCAUUCAUAUAUCUUCUAUCUAUAUAAACAAAAAUGGAAGGCCAAAUGUGUUGGUGUGCCCUAAAUCCGAGGAAGGAGUGGUCCGAUUUGAGCUGUCGAUAUUUUGUAAUAUUCUCUGUAUCAAACAUGUAUUCCAUGCAACGGAGAAACAUGUUAUUUCCAAAUGCUCGAAGAAUCUCGAACGAGAAUUGUGUUUAAAAAUAAUUUUAUAUUAUAAGGAGGAAUUUUUGUAAAAGUACUAGACAAUUUAUAGAAAAAGGAAAUUGUAAAGGGUCAUAGGGUAAUCAAUCAAUGAAGAGUUCAGGGAUUGGUCAGCUAGUAUCUAAUAUAAAUAUGGCUCACGUACAUGAGCACUGAGAGGAAUCAGGGAGUCGUGGUUGUUUUCGCUCAUUUUCCGAGUGGUUUGAGUUCUGCUACAAUACUAUGUCCAUCGACUGUUGACAGUCGCUGACAUCUUUGCAAGCAAUUUUACUGCCGCGUUAAAGUUUCUCAAUUGAAGAUUUUUUGACGUAGGACUACGUCUUACAUUAAGGGUGCCAAAUCUGAAAACAGGUCACGUUUUUAUGAAAUAAAGUUAAUGUUAAUAACUAUCUUUGCUGCUAACGGAUUUUGACGAUUUACAUACCAAUCGAAUCGAAAAUUUUCUAAGAUUUGUUUGAUAUGUUAUACAUUAUAACCCCAUAGUAUUUAUAUUGUUUAAAUUUAUGAAAAAUUGGAAGCAAUCCCAUUUUCCCAUACAUUUGUUCUGUCCUUUUGAGUGCUUUCCCGAACAGAGCUGUUAAUAACGAGCAACUUAUGCAGCCGCCAGAAUAGGAACAGUCGGAGACGAAUGAGUCGUUGAAUGUAAUGUCUCCGUAAAUAAAGGAAAAGAAAAAGAAGAAGAAGAAUAGAAACUACGAAGGGGGAUAGCGAAAAGAGAAUAUUUGUGAAGCAAAUGAGCUGACGCUAGCGUAUAAGUAUUGCAUCUCAUCUGAGGAAAAUUCUCAAAUUUUUUCUACGCUCUAAAUAACAAAGGUCGCUUAUUCUGCUCGUUUUGUGUUUAAUGUUUUUCCUCGAGCCGUGAACGCUAGCUGUACAUGUGAAUAGCACACCUUCGAUACUCUUAGUUGUCAUUCGUAUUUGCUCUCGUGCGCAUCGACUCUGUUCUGAUGCAAUACGGUUCUGUUGACGGUUUUGACCGAGAAUCGAGAAUCGAUUUUUUAUAAACGGUCAUUCUCGGGUUUCAUGUUUCAUUUUUAUCGCUGCAACUGUGUGCAUCUGUUAGACGUGUGUUUGAUGCUUGUUGAAUGGCGAUGAUAGGAAGAUGCCUCUCGUUAAACACCCAGUGCAAUGCGUGCAUUAGCAAGAAAGAAUCGUUGCUUUUAGAAAUGAUUCUACAAAACCACGCAAGCCAUCAAACCUUUUCAGGGUCUCCGGAACAUUUUACUAAAGAGUUAUUUAUAUCCGAAAUGAUAAACCAACACAUUUAAAAAACAAGAUUACGUAGUCCUACGUCCUAAGCGGUCGUGUCUCGGAUACAACCCCUCGAUUUUUUCCAAUUCAUUUAUUUGUAAGGCUCAAGCUUUGCAUAAACUUUGCGGAGCAAACUAAAACAGACCGAGAAGUACAACUUUUUUUCGAUGCGGGUAAUACGGACACAUAGUGGGGUAAUAUGGACAGUAGGGUGUCAAUGAAAAUGGUCAUCUCGAAUUUCAAGAUUUGUAUAUACAAAAUUUCAACUUAAAUCUAUGUUUAGUAGGUUUUGACCGAUUACUCGCGGUUUACUCGAGGUUAGAGGGGCAACAAUUUUAGUGGGACGGGUCAGGUUAGGGAUAUGGAUAUGAGGUAUCGUUGUCUCAACCGAAAGUUGCCGCACGCACUGUAGCAUUGUGCAUAAUGACCAGGGAUAGCAUCUGGUGUUCGACUAUCUGUCGAGGGUGGGCGAUGGUGAGAUGAGGAGACAAGACAAACAAACUAAUAACGUAAAAGAAAAAAAACACAAAAGCAUUAAAUUUUUAUACUAGCCCGUUUCACAAACAUAUAGAUCAACUGCAUAUAGCAGAUGUCGCGAGCUCCCAACACGUCUCUAACAGGAACAUGGGAUUGUCUUCCUUGGGCCUCGAGGGCAUUCGAAAGGUACUCUCUGGCUACGAAAUUAUCCGUACAUUGCCAAACUGCGUGAUCGAUGUCAUCAUAGCCGUUUCCACAUCGACAGACAUUGCUUUGAACAAGAUUUAUUCUGUGGAGAUACACAUCUAGCGAGUAGUGAUUGGACAUAAGUCUACUCAUUACAUGAACAUGAACACUUCUAACGGAUUUUCGUCAGGCCAACUGUCUACAGAACCAAAUCAGUACAUGCGCCCAUUACCAUUUCCGCCUACAGGUUCGAAGCUAAGUUGACUAGUUUUGACGUUUGACUUUAACUAUCUACUUAGGUGGACCUAAAUAGGUUACAACAUCCGGUGAACCCUAACCUCGUUCCUUGAAGACCAUACCACUACACGCUGAAGAUGUGAGAUGUUCAAGUGCAGUUGAUCCGGAUACAAUAAGUACAUUGGUUUAAUUUUAUCGGUUCAUGAAUACGUCUUGUUAUGGACUCAAGAAUGAUGUCAGAGUAUCGAACUGAUGUUUGACCUUUAGAUAGCCUUGGAUGUACAAGUAAGUUUUGAAGAAUUUCAUUUUGAAUCCCGCCCGACAUCAUUGAUAUGGUUUUUCGGGUCACUUCCAAACAAAUGGCAAGAUCCUCUUGAAACUGUCACGGAUCAUGGUCCAAUAUGGCCUCCAAUUCAUUGUCUUCAGCCGAUGAAGGCCUACCUUCUCGCUUUUCAUUUAAAUUUUUUUCCAGUAUUCCAGUAUUCACAUGUGGAAAUUGGUAGAGCAGGUCCCCACAUACAUCACCCAGCAUUCGUUGGCUUCUUGCUGCUAUUUCCUUCAAAACAGCAAAAACAAAACAAAACAGUGAAUCUUCCCGCGAGUGAUAUUCGUUAGCACUAAAGAUAACAUAUUCGAAUUAAAAAUAAUAGCGUUGUUUGCAUCUCUGGUAGUAACCUGAGAGAGAGGAGCCAGCUCGCUUUUGUUGUGAUCACCCUUAUGUCAGCGCGGACCAGUCACGGUGAACCAAGGGGAAGUAUUGAAAUAUGUAGAAAAUUUCAAAAUGACAUUUUUUUGCAAGACAUUUUAUGUGAAAAUAAUUUUGACGUCGGACUACAUCCUUCAUUUCUAUACAGGGGUGUAAGUUCAAAGCUUCGAAAACAAGAGUGUUACAUUGGAGAAACAAGAUUUUGAGCAAUAAAACCUCUUCGCCGGUUGAAAGAAAUGUAAUGAUAACCGCUUCAUUCGAAAGAUAAAAUGUCUACGCGUUAUAUGUGUGUUACUUAUUGAUCCAAAAACUUGUUUCAAUAGCUAAAAAAUUGCUUUGAAGGCAAGCAAUUGAAAUCACAAAAAUCUGUAUAUAAGGAAUAUAAGAUGCAAGCUCGGAAAUGCACUCAAUUAUAAUUGUACAGCGGUUAGAUCAUUUUGGAACAGUUACUGCUACAAAAAAAAAACUUGCUACUGUGAAGAAGGCGACCAGCAAGAAGAAAGCUGCUGAUACUGCUGGUGUGGCUGCCCGAAAGCAAAAGUCAAACAAAUCCUCAAAAAUCGCUGCAUGCAAGCCGAAAACGCCGAAGCCAUAGAAAUCAGUAGCAGCUUCGAAAAAAACUACCAUAGCCACACAUAACGCACAACACGAGAGAAAACAAGAUAGUGUUUUCAGCAAAUCAAAUCCAGUUCUUUUCAGAAAGAGUUUAUCAAAUACUGCGGUCAAAUACAUUCUUUUUGUAAUUUCUUCGAUCAAGUGCGAUCAACGUAAGAUUACAUCUUUCGAGCACUUUUUAGGGGUACAAUGAAUCUUGAGAAAGACAAUUCAUUCCGGAUCGACACUCACACAAACAAUGUUCACUCAUCAAUGUCACAAAAGGAAAGUGAGUGUUGUGAGGGAGAGCAGAGUGAGCGCUUCAUUUAUGUAGACUGUUUGGAAGCGACAGUUAUGUUGUCUAUGGGAAAUGGUAUACAAAUUAAAUCACACAUAAAGGGGAGAAAGAAUCUUGACCCUUUUAGUUUUGUGGACAAGACCAAUUGGUUCACCUUCACUAUCGGUCAAUUCGAUUGGAUCUUCAGUGAUACUAUUGCCUUGAUUAGCAACCUGCAUGUCAAAUUUAAAAUUUGCAUAUGAAUGGUCCAUCAGUGAUGGGCAGGAAUAUCAUGGCAAAGAUGACGAGAGACUGGUAGGAUAAUUUUCAUCUUCAUCCGAAUCGUGAUCACUGCCUGUUAAAAUUGCAGACACAGCAUCCUUUUUAGUCAACCUACUAUUAUUUCCAUCGGACACAAACAAAAUUCCAUCAAAAUGCACCUGAGAGAAAUCAAUGUUGACUCUUUUAAUUGGAAUAUUAGCACUUAUUUUAUAUAUUCCACAUACGUUGCAUAUUCAAAUUGCAUCGGAGAAUAUACAAUCAUCGCCCACAUUGCAAAAAUCGAUUCACUGUGCUUGCAGCAAUAGAUCAACCUGGAACCAGUGAAAGAAUGAAUGAAAGAAUGAAAAAAAUUUCGGAUAUUGUUUUAGUAAUCAUCGAAAUAAUUCUUUAGAACACCUAUAUCGAAAUUAUCAAAAGUAAAAAAAAAAUGUUGGAAUGGACCGAUGCUGCUGGAAGCCAUGAUGUGGGCUGGCCUGGUACAUCUUUUAUUAUUUCCUACAUGAUCCUUCUUAUACCCCCCAUAUAUUCCUGUUAGACGCAGUCCUACGUCAGAAAUCAAAUCGGGGAUAAAAACGCACAAAAAUACUCACAAACAAAGGUUCACGUCAAGUUUGAACACUUUUCUCAUAAAUGAAUGACAACAACAUGCUUGAUUGAAAUUGUCAGAUUGGAAUUUUCUUGAUGAUGAUGCGUAAGAAGAAUAAGAAGAAAACAAACUAUCUGUCAUUCAGCUGGCUCCUCUCUCUCAGGUAGUAACUAGGGCGUCUGUUUGCGUCCGUAGUGUCAAAAACUCUGCAGGAAUGCGUUUCUGAGCAAAUGUUCUAUGCUGCUGCUUUUAUGGAUCAGCGAAUGUUUGUUGGAGACGUAACGGGAAUGUCACCGACAUCACGUGAUACGUUUAUACAGUGGUAGACAUUCGUUUAGCCGCACCCUAUUUUUCCUCAAUAUUCUUAAAAAUAAGACAAUUCUUUGUACAGUUUUGCUCAUAAAAGACGAUUAUUGUUUAUUUUCAUCGAAUUCAUUCUAAAAAAAAGUAUAAAUUCACUUUUUGUUUUCUAAGUAAUUCAAAUAUGUGGAAUCAGGGUGGACAUUCGUUUAGCCGCAUCCUUAAAUUUCAAUAAAAGAAAUUUUGUGCGGCAAAUUUCGAGUCCAAUCGGUAGCUAAUAUUUAGUAUGUCCACCUCCAUUUCGGAUCAUAUUGAAAACUCGAUUUGGCAUCGAGUCAGACAGCUUUGAAAGUGUUGCCAUAUUGAUUAUAGCCGAAAAUUCCUGAAUUACUGCCUUGAGACUGGAAAUGUUGUCAAAUUGUCAUCCGUUUGCAUAGACCAUCUCGGCCAAGAUUCUCCAUAGGUUCUCUAUGGGAUUGCAAUCGACUGCCAGCAGGUCAUUCAAGAAGCGGAAUGUCCUUCUCGGCAAACCAUACCUUCGAUUGCUUGGAAACGGGGAUCUAUGCAUAAUCGUACUGAGAAAACGACAUCCUCGAUUGCGUUAUUCUCAAUAUGGCCAAUCAAAACGUCCUCCAGUAAUUGAAGAUACCUUUCGGAGUUCAUUCAGGUGAAAAUGAAACAAAUGAGAAGCUUGCUGUGAUAGGAAACGGCUCUCCACACUGUCAAACUUCCGCCCCAAAGUUUCGCUUCGAUCUCACGACAUGCCGUUGACUUAAAUUGUACCAAUAGCAACUGUAACAAUCGGGGCCAUCCAAAUAGAACUUUUUUCGCCGGAAAAUACAACAUUUCUCCAUUCUAGUUUCCAUUCCACGUAUUGCUAAUUAUAUAUUCCAAAAAAAUGAAAACAAUCUCCGUUCUAAGAAUCGCAAAACUAAGUGUAGGGGAGGUGGGGGUAAAACGGACAUGAUAAGAAAAACUUCAAUUACAUCUUUGGAAACUCAUGUUUCCCAAAACUUUGUGCAGUUUCUUGCGAUUCAAUAUACUGUUCUUCUACCUAAUUGGUCAAAUAUUUUACAAAAAAGUGUUUUUCAAUGUUUUUUGAAAAUUUUG